Molecule: messenger RNA, 897 nt
Organism: Seminavis robusta
Lineage: Eukaryota; Bacillariophyta; Bacillariophyceae; Naviculales; Naviculaceae
Source: the annotation of a GenBank genome assembly
GAGUUCUGGCCGAACAGAAAAAAAUGAGGAGGAGACAUCUGUUUCCGUCUUUGGAGGUGUCAUUGCUUUGUUCUCACAACGCGUACACGUACGCCUGUGUUUCACAGCUUUGCUGUGUUCUCAUCGGAGGCAGCAUCGACGACCAUGACACUCGAUCGUCGACGGCCGCUGGAUCCCUCCGCUACCGUACUGCAAUAAGACGCUAUCAUCACCAUGGCUUCCUCCAUCUUGAUGCGACGGGCUCUCUCGAGACUGGCUACACGUUCCAAUGUCGUUGCUACUACUAGUAGGCGACCAACCAUGGUGGCUUUCUUCUCGGCGCAAGCAGAGACACCGACACCUGGCGUUGGCAAGUACAAGACGUCGACCGGCCUGGUCGGUCUAGCGGUGGAACCGGAUUGGUACAAUGUCUUGAUAGAGAAGCACCAGUCCCUCUUGGACAAGAUGGAAGCCAGUGAGAUGCCCGAGACGGCACAGUAUCGGAUUGAUGUCACCAAAUGGUGCAACUUUACCCUCAAGGCCGUCAAGUCCAACCCCGAAAACCCAGAAGCCAUCGAAGACAUUUGCAACAUGGGUCAGGUAGAGGAAAUGAUUGAGCAAGCCGACGAUGAAAUGGCUGUCUUGGACAUGUAUCUGGAAGAUCGAAUUUGGGAACUGGUCGAACAGGCCAAUCCAACGGUGGACUACAAUCCGGAUCCCACCGUAGACCCAAUGGGUGCAGAUGGAGAUCCCGAUGUUGCGGAUGCCAUUCGUGAGGGUGUCGAAGGACUCUCCAAAGAAUAAACCAGAUAUUUAGCUACAUUUCGUCCCGUGAUGACACUCAAAAGGCACCGUUGCCUGGGUAGCAAUCAAUCAGUACUAUGCAGUGACUUAAACUCAAAAUACAUAUUUGUUUUC